This is a messenger RNA of Exophiala xenobiotica, 1550 nucleotides long. RefSeq lists its product as uncharacterized. The transcript is spliced from 3 exons. Lineage: Eukaryota; Fungi; Ascomycota; Eurotiomycetes; Chaetothyriales; Herpotrichiellaceae. The coding region runs from base 591 to 1550 and encodes 319 amino acids. The record is from RefSeq and is a predicted model, not a curated record.
GGAAUGCUCAGUGAUUUUCAGCGAGAAAUGCCUGUUGAUGAUACCUCUUCGACGAGCCGCACGUACCCCAAUUUAGGGCUGCCCGAGAGAAGACGUUGCUGAUGCGUGGUACGAAGGCCCGUCGAACAGCUGGGACCUUGCCGCAAAGAAUGCAUCUGGUAACAUCGCAAGGAACAGGCGGAUUGAGUAAACGUCUCACCCUCGAAAUACCAUCAGCAGAUUAGCCCACCAAUGCGCCGAGCAUUUACAAGACUAUAUUUAGUAUUCUUCUGAGGAUGGUCUACGGAGUAACGCUGGAUAAUAAUGGCAGAAGCACAGAUUACUCUUCAAACCAGGCAGCUAGGUCCAGUACUCUCGGGCCCCAUUCCAUCAACGUUCACCUUGGAAUUUUCUAUGAAUGCUACUGGUCGGCGCUGCCAGAAAGAGAUGCUCCGAGAGACACUGAAUGAUCACGAUGGAUUUUCAGGCCCAAGAUGACUACGACUCCAACAACUUUGGUCAGCCACUCUGGAUCCGAAUAAAUCUAAAGGAUCCCCAGUAAGCUGCGCUCGCCUCUAACCUAUCUCUCCAGAACUGGCGAACAGCAGACAAUGUCCAACAUGUUUGCUUCAAAGGAGACCAAGGCCUGGAGGGGAUAUCAAACGACAUGGAAAAGCACUCCAUCCUACACCACCGCCUCCCAGGCCAUUGGAGACAUCAUUACACGACGCUAUCGAGAGAGACAGCUGCCGUCCAUCAAGCGAUGUGUCAUCGUCGGCCCAGGCCAACUCUCGAUCCCCAAAUCUCUACCCGGAAUGACAAGCGUGGGCAAUGUGGACUUAUUCUAUCUUGCCAUCUUCCUCUGCCUGAGAGACCUAAUCGCAACGAAGCAAGCCCCCUUCACCAAGGACAAACCCCUCGGCCUCGCAUAUGCCGGCGACUACCGAGGCGUCGACGAGGGUGUCUUGAGAAGCGCCAAUGUCCAGGUCAUCACCGCGCUCGAUGCGUCGAGUAUCACCGAGUCGUUCGUGUACAUCAGACGCGCACCGCCCGAACAGAUCGCGCAGAUCCUCAACUUGCAACCGGGCAUCAUCUUCUGGGAUAAAAUGAUCGCACCGCAAACAUUCACACCACAACUUCAGCCCAUGAUCUCCAAGUUCUUGGACGGAGCCCAGUCUCCGAUCCCGAUACCUCUGACCGCGGGAGAAAAACGCAGCGACACACCGCCAUACUGGCAAUUCACAAGACCGUCAUACCUACAAUGGCGCUUGCCAGGCACGCUGUCGCCCCCGGAAUAUUCGGACCCUGCGAUGACUGUGGAUGAUUUGAAGGACCCCAGAACUGGCCGACUCAACAAUGAGCCGACUCUGCGCGGUACUCAGGCUCCGACGGCAAAUGGGCCGGGAGGUCGUCAUCCGAAUCCGUUGAUGCUUCGACGAUUCAAUCCCAGAGCCCAGGACUUUCAGGAGGAGACUCCCGAGAACGGUACUCCGACGGCCGUUCCCAGGUUUCGGGCCCGGGACUCGCCUCACACUACGACUUUGCCGCGACCGCCUAUCAUGAAAGACUAA